This is a messenger RNA of Andrographis paniculata, 2152 nucleotides long. RefSeq names its product nibrin homolog. NCBI's taxonomy places the organism in Eukaryota, Viridiplantae, Streptophyta, Magnoliopsida, Lamiales, Acanthaceae. Gene Ontology annotation, molecular function: protein binding; damaged DNA binding. The record is from RefSeq and is a predicted model, not a curated record. Gene Ontology annotation, biological process: double-strand break repair via homologous recombination; mitotic G2 DNA damage checkpoint signaling. Bases 181 to 1962 code for a protein of 593 amino acids. Gene Ontology annotation, cellular component: Mre11 complex. The transcript has 13 exons.
UUCAAUUUCUUUUCGUUGACGAACCAAACUUCAAUUUCUAAAAAUAGUACUCUAUUUGGUUCGAUGCUUCGAUCGAUCGAAUUCAAGACAGUCGCUUGAAAUUAUCAAAUUCUCGAACCCUGCUAAGUGCGAACCCUUCUUCUCUAGUCUCCAGUCUCCACCAUUGUCACUCUCCCAGCGAUGGUUUGGGGUCUCUUUCCGGUCGACCCAUUUCCAGGUGAAGAUAAAUAUUACAUUUUUAAGAAAGGAACAUACAAAGUGGGUCGAAAAGGAUGUGACAUCAUAGUAAACAAAGAUAAAGGUGUCUCCAGGGUCCAUGCAGAAAUUAUUGUUGAUGAAAUGAUUUGCAUGGAUAAUUUACAGAAGAGACAGCUAAAUAAUUUCUCUAAAGUUCGUAUAAGAGAUUGUUCGAAGUAUGGAACCUUUAUUAACCAGAAUGCGGGUUCUAAAGAGAAAGUUCAUGAAUUUCCAGAUAAAGAAACAAUGCUGAAGAGUGGUGAUCUGGUUUCCUUUGGAACUGGGAAUGCAAUAUAUAGGUUUUCUUUUGUUCCCCUUCUAUUCUGUGUACCCUCAUGUGGAAUGAAUCAACUAGAACAGAAAUUCUCAUUGAUUGGUGCUCAUGCCACUCAAACUUGGACUUCAAAAUGUACACAUUUGGUUAUUGAGGACUCUGUCUUGAUCAAUAAUGAGGUUAUUGAUGCUAUAGUGGCCAGAAAACCUGUUGUUGGAUACAGCUGGAUAGAGCUAAUUGCAGAAAAAACUAUUUGCACUGAGAUGCCUUCUUUACUGUUGCAUUCACCAGCUGUAAUAGUCGAUGGGGUAACUAUCAAAGUCACAGAUUCACAGUCACGUGAACAAUGUUUGAAAGGAUACACUUUUCUGCUGCAACCCAUCGAGAAGUACAAAUUUAACAUAAAGUUUCCGGAGUUGUUAAAAGUGUGUGGCGCCAAUGUUGUUGAAACACAAGAUCAAUGUAGGCAGGCAUGUCAUAAUCCAGGGGAUAAUCUGGUGUAUGUGAUGCCAUCUGGAUCGGAAGGUUUAAAUAAUGUCAAUAAUCUACCCAAGGUGAAAGAGAUGGAAUUGAUUGCGGCAGUAAUUUCUGGGCAUCUAGAUCCUGCUAUUGUGGCAUCAGCACCUGUGCUGGUCACGUCUUCAUGCUCCACAGAUGAAACAGUGGUUGCAGAUUCUGAUGUAGAAUUGGAAACUGCCACAUCAAUACCCGCACCAAAUGUAAUAGAACAUGCAGACACUGAAUGUCAUAGAAAGAUGGAGAUUCACAAGAUACAAUCUUCUGAAAAUGAUAGUGUUGCAGAAAGCGAAGUUCAUAUUGUAGAAUCUGAUUGUGAGGCACUCAAAGCAACUGCACUGGAGCGCCCAAAAUUAUCACCUCCCAAUCGGGUUCUCUCUAAUCUUGAUGAUCCUAGUCUAAUUGCUGCGGCAUCUGAUAAUGACAGUAAAACCUGGUCAAGGGGCCAAAAUGAAGAAAUUAUGCUGAGAAAGGACAGAGAGAAUUUAUCUGAAAGCGAAAAUCUUGAUAUUAUAUACAGCGAAGAAUUAAUUGUUCGAGCUUCCUACUUACCACAAUCGGUUCAUUCUUCAUCAAGUGCUGCAUCAGUGAACUUCAAAUGUUUCAGGAAGCGGAAUCUUCCAUCCGGCAACAGCUUCAGCAAUCUAAUUCCAUUUUCAAAGUAUCCCUAUGAAGAGUCUGACUAUGGAAAUGAGAGUGUGGCUGAAUCCGUAAAAGAGGAGAAAAAGCGGAAACAGAUGGAGGCCAUUGCCGAGGAUUUGUUUAACAAUGAGAAGGUCGAAAACAUACACCCCAUGCCAUGUGUUCUUACACCUGACAGGGAGAAAGCGUGGCAAAUCUGGUUCCCUUCUCGGGCUUUUUGCUCGUGGCUAGUCCGGCGUCGUGCGCAUGUAAAUUUACUGGUACAAAGGUCAGUAUGUAUGUAUGUAUGUUGAUAUUGUUAUAGCCUUAGGUUGUGUUUUUUUGGGGUUUACGAAAGAUUACUAUUCAGAUUCUUUACUAUUCAAAAAUCCAAACCCAAAAUCCCAAAUCCACAAACAAAAACACUCUUAUGUUUUUGGCGGAGUUUAUGAGUAGUAGAAUUCUACUGGUGCUGUUGAAAAUUGGAAUUUGAGUUGGCUUGAA